GGGAGGGUAAACACACCCUAGACAGAGCCAUGUCUGACAGAUCUGCUCUCUGAAAGGAGGAAGAACUCCCAUGCAAACGAGAAGAAGCGAGAUAAAAGGAGGAGGGAGUAAAUGCAAAACAGCCGGGCUGAAAGAGAUGCGCAGGGAGCUGCAUCAUAGGACAAAAGCAAUGGUGUUCGUGAAUGGGAGCUGGUGAUCUGAAGCACCAGGCGAGUGCAGUGAGAAACCAGGCAGACUUCUCUGAGCAGCAAUCCUCUUUCCCUCUGUCCCCCCUGUCUGUCCCCCCCUCCUCCCCUCUCCCUCUCCGCCAGCCUGGACCGAGCUUGGCAUGAUUUACGGGCAGGGUUUAAGGGUUUCUGCUUCGGAUUUGGAGCUCUGUGUUUUAGGAAUAUGCCACUGGAGUGGAUUUGAGCGUGCUGUUAUUCCUGAUUGAACCCAGUGUGCGACGUGGAGACUCCCGCGGCCGCUGCUCGCCUCUCUCUGCAGCCUCCAUGGUCCUGACUGAAACACACUUCAUCACCCAGAUGCACAACUCCGACUGCCUGGGAGGGUAAUUCUGCAGACACCAGCAUGGGAGCCAAACAGAUGAAAUGUCUCAGCUCUGCGAGCCCUGCGCACACCCCCAAAGAGGAGUAUGUUAUCACUCAGUCCACAGACAGCACUAAAGAAGAACCAGUCCACGAUCAGACUGAGGACCGGGGGGAACCUCAGGAAGACAGAUCUGAGCCGACAGAGAGGAAAUCUGUCCCAGAUGAGGUGCUGCUCUGUGGAUUAUGUCCCUCCCUCGGUCAUGAUGGGCAGGAGGAAGAAAAGAGCUGGGAGGAGCAGCUGGAUGCCCACCAGGAGCAGCUGGAGAAGGAGAUGCAGGAGGCCAGGAGGAUGGUAUUCCGCCUACAGGGUUUGCUGCUGCACGGCUCUCUUCCGGAAGAAGACCAGGAUGGAUCCGUGACCUUCGGGGAGAACCGGGCGACCACGGAGCAGCAGCUGGUUCUAAUCCGCAGUCGUCUGGACCAAAGCGUGGAGGAAGCCCUUGAUCUCAAGAGGGAACUCCUGAGGCACAAACAAGAGACACGACACACUCAGGCCAUCAAGGAUGCUCUGCAGCAGCGCCUGGCGGUGCAGGAGGAGGCCGUGCUGCAGCUAAAGCAGGAGCUGCUGAGGUGUAACAUGGCCAAAGAUGAGCUGGAAGGAGAAAAUGAGGAGCUCAAACACAAACUGAGUGAAAGAAACAAAUUACUCACUGACUAUGAGCAGCAGCUUGGGAGGAAGGACAGAUUACUGCAGCAGCAGCAACAAAAGCUCGACGAAACUCAGCAUAAAGCACACGAAGUCAGCCGCGGACGGUCAUUCAGGAGUGAAAGUGGUGGUUAUAGUAACUCUGUGGCGUCAACAUCUCCUCCAGCUUUCCAACACAAUGCACCGGGUGAGGAGCUGCAACUCGUCAGGGAAGCUCUGCGCAGUCUGAGGGACAGUUUCUCGGGUCACGACCCCCAACAUCACACCCUGGACACUUUGGAGCAGGGCGUGGCCAGUCUCAUUGACCGACUGCACUCCUUGGACAUCCAGCGGAGGCAGGACAGAGGGGAGGAAUUCAAAUCACCGGGACGUAGAGCCAACUUAACAGACCGUGACUCCUGGCCGCCCAGCUCUAGUGAGACAAACAAAAUUGAAAUGGCCCACUCGCACAGCAGUCCAGGAUUAGAUGCUGCCGUCGCCACUAAAGUGCUCUACUUCACAGAUCGCUCGCUCACUCCGUUUCUGAUUAACAUCCCAAAAAGGCUGGGAGAAGUGACACUGCGAGACUUCAAGGCUGCUGUAGACAGACAAGGCAAUUUCAGAUACCACUUCAAGGCCCUGGACCCUGAGUUUGGCACAGUGAAAGAGGAGGUGUUUCAGGAUGGAGCGAUUGUGCCUGGCUGGGAGGGGAAGAUCGUAGCGUGGGUGGAGGAGGACCACGGAGAGCGGAGGUAGAGCCUCAAAACGCCAGAGAUCACUACUACAAACCUCAGUUGUUCCCACUGGAUCAAGACUCCUCUGAUAAUACAUGCGAUGCCAUAUUAAAGUAGCUAUUACAAUUGGGACCAAUGGAGACAACACCUUUGAAUUCACAGGAAUUAAAGUCUUAAAAUGUGAAUGUUUCGUACCAAGAAAUGAACUUGACAUGUGGCCGCUGCUUUCUUUAAUAUGAUGCAUAUUAUACAGUGUUUGCAGCUUGAAGAUUAACAUGUGAAACUGCAGUUUAAUGGUCAGUAGUGCCAUAAUUGAAGCUCUGAACGGUAAAACAGUGUUUAUUUUUUACAUUGAGGCUGUAAUCUGUGCAUUGUGUGCAAAAACCUCAAAAUCGAAAAUGUUUACUGACAUUUCUCAUAAGUUCCAUGUUGCCAAAUGUUGUUGUUGUUGUUUAUUCUGCAUCAACUUUGAUGUUUUAAUAAAGAUAAAUUAUUGCACGGGU
Austrofundulus limnaeus is the source of this 2452-nucleotide messenger RNA. It is a transcript of the gene dixdc1a, whose product is annotated as DIX domain containing 1a. Gene Ontology annotation, biological process: canonical Wnt signaling pathway. NCBI's taxonomy places the organism in Eukaryota, Metazoa, Chordata, Actinopteri, Cyprinodontiformes, Rivulidae. The record is from RefSeq and is a predicted model, not a curated record. The transcript has 15 exons. Gene Ontology annotation, cellular component: cytosol. The coding region runs from base 571 to 1971 and encodes 466 amino acids.